AUGGACGCCAGGAAGGCCUCGAAGAAGCGCAAGGCGGUUACUCGCGAUGUGGAGGAAGAAGCUGGUGUCUUUUCGGGAGAUGAGCUGGGUGCGGAAAAUCUGGAUGGAGCUCUCUCGGACAACAACAAUGACCUGUCGGAGAGCGAGGAAGAAGAUAGCGAUUCCGAAAUCGAGCUGAUUGACGACUUCAGCGACGAGGACGAUGAAGAUGAAUUGGACAGCGAUGAGAUCCCAUCGGAUGGCGAGGAUGAAAAGCCGAAAAAGUCUGCGGAAAUUACGCCUAACGGCACCGAGCCUAACUUCCGCGUCGUGAAGGACGCCAACGGAAACGAGCGCUACCUUUACGAUGAGAUCAACCCGGACGACAAUUCGGACUACUCGGAUGUCGAGGAGAAAGCCAACACCAUUGGCGACAUCCCGUUGUCAUUCUACGAUCAAUACCCUCACAUUGGCUACGACAUCAAUGGCAAGAAGAUUAUGCGUCCGGCGAAGGGCGAGGCUCUGGAUGCUCUCCUCGACAGCAUUGAGGUCCCUAAGGGCUGGACUGGUCUCACCGACCCUUCAACUGGCAAGCCAUUGCAGCUGAGCCAGGAGGAGCUGGAGCUGCUGAAGAAGGUCCAGAUGAAUGAGUCCACUGUCGAUGGCUACAACCCGUACGAGCCCUUGGUGGAAUCCUUCUCUAGCCAGCUGGAGAUCAUGCCCCUCAGUGCUGCCCCUGAACCGAAGCGCCGAUUCGUCCCAUCUAAGCAUGAGGCUAAGCGUGUGAUGAAGAUCGUCAAGGCGAUCCGCGAGGGCCGUAUUCUUCCUUAUCGUCCCCCGGAGGAGCGGGAAGAGAAGGAGGAAGCUCUCAUCAGCUACGAUCUGUGGGCCGAUGAGGUCGGGCGACCCGACCACAUUAUGCACAUUCCUGCGCCCAAAUUGCCGCCGCCCGGUUAUGAGGAGAGUUAUCACCCUCCUCCUGAGUAUCUUCCCGAUAAGAAGGAGCGCAAGGAGUGGGAACAGACCGAUCCCGAAGACCGCGAGCAUGAGUUCUUGCCCAAUGACUUCGGCUCUCUUCGCAAGGUUCCCGGAUACGAGAACUUCAUUAAGGAGAAGUUCGAGCGUUGUCUGGAUCUGUACCUUGCUCCUCGUGUGCGCCGGAGCAAGCUGAACAUCGACCCCGAGAGCCUGCUUCCCAAGCUGCCCAGCCCUGAGGAACUGAAGCCUUUCCCCACUACUUGUGCAACGGUGUUCCGCGGCCACAAGGGCCGUGUCCGUUCCCUGGCUGUGGACCCUACUGGAAUUUGGCUUGCAACUGGUGGUGACGAUGGAUCUGUUCGUGUGUGGGAACUUCUGACCGGCCGUCAGCUGUGGAGUGUUAAGCUUAGUGACGAGGAUGCGGUCAACGUGGUCCGCUGGCGGCCCGGCAAGGACGCCGUAAUUCUUGCCGCUGCUGCGGGUGACGACCUCUUCCUUACAGUGCCUCCGAUUGCCGACCCGGAGAUCGAGAAGGCCAGCUUAGACAUCAUCGAUGCUGGCUGGGGUUACGCCGCGUCUAACCCUCCGCCGAGCGCUGCGGAAGCAAACAAGAAGAACGUUCCACCACAGUGGAUCCGUCCUUCGUCCGAGCUCGCAGAUGCCGGUGUGUGCGUGCUCAUCCCUCUCCGCUACAUUCCGAAGUCGAUCUCGUGGCACCGCCGCGGUGACUACUUCGUCACGGUGUGCUCUGGUGCAUCGACCCCUGCCUCGGUGGCCAUCGCCAUCCACACUGUCUCCAAGCAUCUCACCCAGUAUCCCUUCCGCCGACGCCUCAAGGGCGGUGGUCCUCCUCAGACAGCCCACUUCCACCCCUCGAAACCGAUCCUGUUCGUGGCUAACCAACGCUCGAUCCGUGGCUACGAUCUCUCUCGGCAACUGCUGGUCAAGAUUGUCCAGCCUGGUGCCCGCUGGAUCUCUUCCUUCGACAUCCAUCCGACCUCGUCCUCUGCUUCGGGUGGUGACAACAUCAUUGUCGGAUCUUACGACCGCCGCCUCCUCUGGCACGAUCUGGAUCUGUCGCAGCGCCCCUACAAGACUCUGCGGUACCACCGCAAGGCUAUCCGUGCCGUCAAGUUCCACCCCGGUGGUCGCUACCCGCUGUUCGCUGACGCCAGUGACGAUGGCUCGCUGCAGAUCUUCCACGGCAGUGUUACGGGCGACAUGCUCAGCAACGCCAGCAUCGUCCCCCUCAAGGUUCUCAAGGGCCAUAAGAUUACCGGCGAGCUGGGUGUCCUCGAUAUUGAUUGGCACCCGCGUGAGGCUUGGGUUGUCAGUGCCGGUGCCGAUGGUACCUGUCGGUUGUGGAUGUAA
Molecule: messenger RNA, 2328 nt
Organism: Penicillium canariense
Lineage: Eukaryota; Fungi; Ascomycota; Eurotiomycetes; Eurotiales; Aspergillaceae
Gene: erb1
Product: ribosome biogenesis protein ERB1
Exons: 1
Coding region: 1-2328 (775 amino acids)
Biological process (GO): maturation of LSU-rRNA from tricistronic rRNA transcript (SSU-rRNA, 5.8S rRNA, LSU-rRNA); ribosome biogenesis
Cellular component (GO): PeBoW complex; preribosome, large subunit precursor
Molecular function (GO): protein binding; ribonucleoprotein complex binding
Source: RefSeq, a predicted model, not a curated record